AAAAAAAACCUCCUCUUGUCGAAAAGUCGGUUUAGUGAGCUAUUCCAAACUCACACUACUUGUAAUUAUACCGCUCUCCACAAGUCUCUUAUCAUCUUCUCUUCGAUUAGUGUUCUACUGAGGCGUAUCCAGAAUCUACAGUCUCAAUUUUCCGCAAAGGGAAUAAGAUCAAAUUCAACCUCAGCUUCUUCUCUUAACUCUUUAAAGAAUGGCAACUCUUGCUGAUUCUUUCCUUGCAGACCUUGAUGAACUAUCUGACAAUGAAGCUGAUCUUAUUGAGGAAGAUGAAGUUGGUGCUGGAAAUAUGGAAGAAGAUGUUGAUGGGGACAUGGCGGACAUAGAAACUCUUAACUAUGAUGACCUGGAUAGUGUUUCAAAAUUGCAGAAAACACAGAGAUAUGUUGAUAUUAUGCAGAAAGUGGAGGAUGCACUCCAGAAUGGUUCUGAUAUGACAAAUCAUGGAAUGGUUUUGGAAGAUGAUCCUGAGUACCAGCUGAUUGUGGACUGUAAUGCUUUGUCGGUUGACAUUGAGAAUGAAAUUGUUAUUAUCCACAAUUUUAUACGUGACAAGUACCGGUUGAAAUUUCCAGAGCUUGAAUCACUUGUGCAUCACCCAAUUGAUUAUGCUCGUGUUGUUAAGAAGAUUGCAAAUGAAAUGGAUUUGACCCUUGUUGAUCUGGAAGGUCUUUUACCCUCAGCUAUCAUUAUGGUAGUGUCAGUUACAGCAUCAACUACAAGUGGCAAGCCACUUCCCGAGGAAAUUCUUAGUAAGACCAUUGAUGCAUGUGAUCGAGCUCUUGCUCUUGAUGCAGCAAAGAAAAAGGUCCUUGACUUUGUAGAAAGUAGAAUGGGUUAUAUUGCCCCAAAUCUUUCUGCUAUUGUUGGUAGUGCUGUUGCAGCGAAACUAAUGGGGACAGCAGGUGGUCUUGUAUCAUUAGCUAAGAUGCCUGCUUGUAAUGUUCAGCUUCUUGGUGCAAAGAAAAAGAACCUUGCUGGGUUUUCAACUGCAACAUCGCAAUUUCGUGUGGGUUAUAUUGAGCAAACAGAGAUAUUCCAAACUACACCUCCUUCUUUGAGGAUGCGUGCUUGUCGGAUCUUGGCUUCAAAGUCAACACUUGCAGCAAGAGUAGAUUCCACCAGAGGAGAUCCAUCAGGGAAAACUGGAAGAGGGUUACGGGAAGAGAUCUGUAAGAAAAUUGAGAAGUGGCAAGAGCCUCCACCUGCGAAGCAACCUAAACCACUGCCAGUGCCUGAUUCUGAGCCUAAAAAGAAGAGAGGUGGUCGUCGGCUAAGGAAGAUGAAGGAAAGAUAUGCGAUUACAGACAUGAGGAAGCUGGCUAACAGGAUGCAAUUUGGUGUUCCCGAAGAGAGUUCUUUAGGUGAUGGACUGGGGGAGGGUUAUGGAAUGCUUGGUCAGGCUGGGAGUGGCAAGCUGCGGGUAUCAGUUGGUCAGAGCAAACUUGCUGCCAAAGCUGCUAAGAGGUUUAAGGAAAAGAAUUAUGGAAGCAGUGGUGCCUCCUCAGGAUUGACUUCAAGUUUAGCAUUUACACCUGUGCAGGGCAUAGAGCUCAGUAACCCGCAGGCUCAUGCCCACCAGCUUGGCAGUGGAAUUCAAAGCACAUACUUCUCUGAGACAGGAACAUUUUCAAAGAUCAAGCGGACCUGAAGCGUUUUAUGCUGCUUUCCUCUCUUCAGUCUGUGUACAUUGAAUGAUGCUAGUUUGAGGAAUAUGAUAAAAGGAAACUCUUGUCAUAAGAUUUUUCCCUUGGCAUCAGGUGGGAAAUCAACCUGAACUACAAGUAACUUCAGUAUUCAACAUUAGCUAGCGUUUAACCCAAAAUGUAAACAUAUUGAGAGAUUUCUUUUCCCAGAAUGAUUGAAAUUACAUGAAAAAGAAUGGUGAAGCACAUCUUUUUUCUU
Quercus robur (English oak) is the source of this 1920-nucleotide messenger RNA. RefSeq names its product U4/U6 small nuclear ribonucleoprotein Prp31 homolog. Lineage: Eukaryota; Viridiplantae; Streptophyta; Magnoliopsida; Fagales; Fagaceae. Gene Ontology annotation, biological process: spliceosomal tri-snRNP complex assembly; mRNA splicing, via spliceosome. Bases 209 to 1666 code for a protein of 485 amino acids. Gene Ontology annotation, cellular component: U4 snRNP; precatalytic spliceosome; U4/U6 x U5 tri-snRNP complex. The record is from RefSeq and is a predicted model, not a curated record. The transcript has 9 exons.